Molecule: messenger RNA, 10440 nt
Organism: Lymnaea stagnalis (great pond snail)
Lineage: Eukaryota; Metazoa; Mollusca; Gastropoda; Lymnaeidae
Source: the annotation of a GenBank genome assembly
UCACAUACACACAGGUGCCUGUGUAAGGACUUUAUGUUUUACGACGGACGACAGUGCUUACGUCGUAAGAUUUCUUUUCUAGACUAAAGAGUAGAAACAAUAUUUUGAAGAAGGGACAAUAUAGUUAAAUAUAUCAUUUUAAAACGAUUUUGUAUCAGAAAACAUGAUAUUAUCAGAAAACAUGAUAUUAUCAGAUUUUUUUUUCAUUAAUUUUUUAUUUGUCAAAGCUAUAUAUUUAUUUUCGAAUCAGUUUCAGAUUUACAAGUUACAUUUUCCAACUCGACCCAAAUAUCAUCGAAUGUUGUUAAACUAGCGUGGACAACACAAUUAUUUGACGCGAACGUUACCUAUAAUCUGACUUGGGUGACAAGUAACGAUAUUCUAGAAACAGGAAGCAUGAUGGCCACUUCUGAUGGUGCCAAUGUAACUGGUUUGAAACCUGGACAAAGCUACAAUUUCACAGUGUUGGCGAUUUUAGGACAAGACUUGUUCUACGGUCAAACGAUUGUCAAAACAGAGAUAGCAAUUCAAACAGGUAAUUUUUAAUAGCAAUUUUAAAUUAUAUAGUAACACAUUUUAUUUACAAUAGAAAAAAUAAUUUUUAACAUCUUUAGUAACAUGUAAUUCUAACUUUUGCUGUAAUAAUUGAUGUAAAAAAAUUAACCCAAAUUAAAUAUUAAUUUAGUAUUUCUUACGACCACGUUCAAUGCUCUUAUAAGUUCGGUGUAUCGUAACAAAUAUUAAGUUCACUUGUAUUAAAUAUUUAAAUCAAAUGUCACAUUUUCGAUAUUCUUUUCUUUAAAUAUGACCUUCCUUUUCCAUACAACAAUGUGCUGCCUAUUGUUUUUUUUUUCCAAACCGACAAUUUUGUGAGGUCUGUAGAAUUCCAUGCAAGGCUUGGAUAGUGUGCUAAUAAACUAAUUUUCAAUCUGUGUAACAAUCGAAACAUAGAAUUUAAUGCAACAGAAAGUUGAAUGUAAUGACACGUACACAUGAUGUCACUUUUUCGUGGUGGUAAAAUUCAAAUCGAAUCAACUUUUAUCAUAAUUUUGUUAACUUUAGACUUUUAAGUGUAAAUGUAAUGUUCCAUAGUUCAGCUAACUUUUUGCUUCAUUCAUAGUGGAUAAGUAUUUGUGCUAUUUAUUAUAUAUAUGUGUACAUUUCUUUUUUUUUCUGCGAUUGUCUAUAGCUAAUAUGGAAUGGUUUUGAGUUAUUCUUUUAACUUUCUACGGCGGCAAGGUUGUUAAAUAUCCGUUUAUCACAAAACUUGGGGAUCGGUGUUACGUACCCAUUCUUUCAAGGUUUGAUCAUUUCCUUCUCUAGGGGUUACACUAAAAAAUUACACCUUUUAAUUAAUUGAAGAAGUAAUCUUUAUUAGCUGUACAGUUCUAUAACUAAACGACAAUGGCAACAUCAUUCCUGAUGCAGUUGCCAUUACUCCAUCACAACACACAACAAAUUAAUAAGUCAUUUCAAAAACCAAGCAUAGCAUAGCAACAUCUGCAGACAUACUCUCCAGCCAACACGUAAUUACAAAAUACAAACAAGUCGUUAACAAUGGCAUUGAGGUGUUUGUGGAUAAUUUACUUUUGUUUAACAACCAGGUAUUGUUCAAAGUUUUACUCUUCACGAUAUUUACCUCUAUUGUAUUUCUAAUUAUGUACAAGAUGAGUAACUUAAACAAAAAGAAAUGCUUAUUAUUCAAAAAAUUAAUAACAGGAAUCAGGGCUACAUCCCCCCAGACCUAAAGGAUGCAAAUAUAGUGACACUAUCUAAAAACAAAGGUGAUAGGAGUGAUUGCAAUAAUUAUCGCGGCAUUUCACUCCUUAGUAUUGUAGGAAAGGCCUUUGCCCGUGUCAUACUAACACGUUUACAGAGACUAGCAUCCCGGGUCUAUCCAGAAUCUGAGUGCGGUUUCCGGUCUGGGCGGUCUAAGACAGACAUGGUGUUCUCCAUACGACAGCUUCAGGAAAAAUGCAGAGAGCAGCAGAUGCCACUUUACAUUGCCUUUGUGGACCUUACAAAAGCCUUUGAUUACGUCAGUCGCAACGGGCUAUUCAAAAUACUGGCAAAAAUCGGCUGUCCACCUCAACUACUUGCCAUCAUCAGAGAGUUCCAUGAAAAUAUGCAGGGCAAAGUGCAGUUCGAUGGAGCCAAGUCAGAAACCUUUCCAGUCAGCAGCGGAGUUAAACAAGGUUGUGUACUCGCACCAACACUGUUCGCAAUAUUCUUCUCUGUACUACUUCGAUACGCAUUCAAGGAUAGCAGUGAGGGAGUCUGGUUACACACCAGAGCUGAUGGAGGACUUUUCAAUACUGCCCGCCUCCGAGCCAAGACCAAAACGACAGAUGUCCUAAUUCACCAGCUACUAUUUGCGGAUGAUGCGGCACUAACAGCACACACAGAAACUGGUUUGCAACAACUCGUGUCAAGCUUCUCCAAUGCAUGUAAAGAAUUUGGUCUGCAAAUCAGCUUGAAAAAGACAAACAUCAUGGCCCAAAAAACUCGACCUCCACCUAACAUAAAAAUCGAUAAUGAAAACUUGGAGGUUGUGGACAGCUUCACCUACUUGGGGUCCAAGGUCUCCAAUACACUGUCCAUUGAAGAAGAAAUUAACAGCAGAAUCGGCAAGGCAGCUGCCACAAUGGCUAAACUAAAUAAACGGGUCUGGCAAAACACCAAGCUAACGGAGAAAACCAAACUGUGCGUCUAUCGAGCUUGUGUCAUCAGUACACUACUAUACGGGAGCGAGACAUGGACCACCUAUACAUCCCAAGAGCGCAAGCUUAAUAGCUUCCAUAUGAGAUGCCUGCGUUGCAUCCUUGGUAUUAAAUGGCAAGAAAAAGUGACUAAUAGUGAGGUCCUAAUGCGUGCGAAUACCCAAAGCAUGUUCACAAUCCUUAGUGAAAGACGCCUGAGAUGGCUAGGUCAUGUUCAAAGAAUGAGUCCCGGCCGCAUUCCGAAAGACCUCGUAUAUGGUGAACUUGCUUUUGGAAAGAGGAAAACAGGUCGCUAACGUCUGCGAUUUAAAGAUGUCUGUCAAAGGGACAUGAAUGCAGCCAAAAUACAUACAAGUGACUGGGAGUGUAAGGCAGAAGACCGAUCUACGUGGCGCACAGUUGUCAAAGAGGGCGUCAUGGUUGCCGAGGAGCGAAGAAUGGAAGAGGCUGCAGACAGAAGAGCUAGGAGAAAGGCCAAAACAUUUAGAAGCACGGGACUCGUGUGUAAAAAUUGUGGUAAAGACUGUCACUCAAGGAUAGGACUGCACAGCCACUCGAGAAAAUGCAACCCAAACCAACGGUGAUGCACCAUCGUCUCACGAGACGAAAGGAUGCCGAUAUAAUUAAGGCAAAGUACCAUAGAAUAAUUCAUUUCGCUCACAUAUGUUAUUGGUAUUUUUUCUGUUUGAGCCAGAAAGUUUUUUUUUUUUUUUUAACUUGUUUUUUCACUUAAAAAGUUUAAUUCUAAAAAAAAUAUAUAUAUAUNAUGUUAUUGGUAUUUUUUCUGUUUGAGCCAGAAAGUUUUUUUUUUUUCAACUUGUUUCUUCACUUAAAAAGUUUAAUGCUAAAAAAAAAAUAUAUAUAUAUAUAUAUAUAUAUAUAAUUGUAUAUAUUCAUUCAGCCUUUACAAAAUAGAAUGAGCUCUUAACCCAUCGUAAUACGGAUGUAGUCAAACACAUAACUGCAUUAAUUGUGAUUGUUACUGUUAAACAGGAUACAAACGAACGUGACAACACUUUCGUUAAGCAGCUGACAAAGUUGGUAAUACCCAUGUAUAUUUAUAAAGUCCCCUCAGUGAUGUUACAAAAUGGAGAAAAAAAAAUAGAUUAGAUGUUUACACAAAACAUUAUCAAUGAUAAUUUCUCAGUGAAGCACUUGUGUCAGAAGUAUAGUGAGUGGAAGUGUAGAAUAAACUAAACGUUUAUUUAUAUGUAUAUAUAUAUAUAUAACAAUAUUAAGUUUGUAACAUUUACUUAAAUAACGUUCUGGUUUCUUAAGUAUAAUAACAGUUUACUUUUAUUUUGACACGAACUUUAAUAGUCAUCCUUUUUUUGUGUAAUGUUUUCUUUUUUUUUUUUUUUUUUUUUAAUUUUUUUUUUUUUUUUUUUUUUUUUAUUUUUUUUUUUUUUUUUUUUUUUUUUUUAACAUAUUGUUGUUUUUAGUCCAACCUCAUAAUACAUUAGAAUUCACGUCAAAAUAUUAGGGCUUUAAAUUACUGGAACCAUCUUAAUAUGUAUAGUGGGACUAAUGUUUUGGGGAAAGCAAAAAAAUGCAUAUAUAUAGAGAGAGAACUAUGAUAGAUAGAUAGAUAGAUAGAUAGAUAGAUAGAUAGAUAGAUAGAUAGAUAGAUAUAUAGAUAGAUAGAUAGAUAGAUAGAUAGAUAGAUAGAUAGAUAGAUAGAUAGAUAGAUAGAUAGAUAGAUAGAUUAGAUUGAUUAGAUUAGACAGACAGAAAGACAGACAGACAGACAGAUAGAACGCUUCCUUAAAUAGCUGCCCAAAAGUUAUCUUUUAUUCGGUUAAAUUUAUCUAUACAUUUUUAAAAUAUAAUGAAUGUAUGUAUGACCCGUAUGCGCUCAUAUACCAUUCACCCGAUUGCGAUAAAACUUGCGUGAGUUGUACACACGCCCGCAAUUUUUUUUGAAUUAUAACAAACCUUUUACAUUACUCUAUUUUGACCCCCUUUUACAAGCUAAAUGUAAUUCCCUAUGCAUUCCUAUACCAUUGAUCCGAUUUCGAUAAAACUGUGGUACGUUGUUGAAUUAGGUUAUCCAUUUGGAAAUAAAUCGUUUUGCGUCUGGGGGCUCACAUUUUUUUAUUUUCUUAAAGAGGCAUAUACUUGUUAUUUCAAACAGAGCUAUUGAAAGUGUGAAUGGAAUUCGAUCUAAUACAAAUAGAGAAAUUUCAAUUUUUAUGUGACAUAAUUAAUAGGUUUCUGAAUUAGAACAACCAUUUUAUAAUUUUGCUUUUGGGGCCGGGGGCCUGGAUCUUUUAUAUAUAUAUAUUUCAUAAUGCGAGCUAUAAAAAUAAUUUUAAACAGAGUGAUAGUUACUGAUGGAAGCUUUCAAGUAACACGUUAUUGUCAUGUUCCUUGUUUUGUUAUUUUAAGUUGUCAUGCAGGCCGCUCUGACCAUUUAUUUCACCGGAAUUAAAGGGAGUCUUUAUUAUAUUAUCCUUAUAUAGACUGAAAUGAUAUUAUAAUUUAAUCAAUGGACGCUAGUUAUUAUUGAGUGUUAAUACAUGUUGUAUUAAAAAUAACUUUUACAUAUAAUGGUUGUAUUUUAGAUUGAGGCUGGCGAGACUUUAUCAAUAAUAAAAUGCUGUCCAAUAGGAAACUAAUUCCCAAUUACACAAGCGACUGCCGUGAAAUAAAAUAUUGAUCAUUUAUUCAUUCACUAAGCCCUCGCGCAGCAACUGCUGAGAGAAAAACUGAAAACGUAUGUCACUUCUGUCCAUCUGCUUCUCUUGGACUCUUUGAAGGGUCACUCUAUCACUUGACGUCUUCUCCAGUUUCAUUUUUAUUAGGCGUGUGUUUUCCUUUUAGUCUUUCUUGAAAGUGAAAUUGCUGCCUUCAAAAUCGACACAACAAAACCAUUCUCAAUGACAUGCCCUUGAAAUGAUUCCAGUUGGAUUAAAUAAAACGUAAAAAAAAACAACAACAAAAAAACAAGAACAAACUUGAUGUGAACCGUGGUGUAUUUGAACCAAGCCGUUGCCAAACAACCUGUCAUUCCUUUUCUUAACUUGUCUACAACGAUAUAUCGCGGCAUUGGACAUUUUCUUUUGCCCAAAUAAUUCAAUUUCCUCUUGGAUAAACAUUUGUUCUGGAAACGUCCAUUUUCCGUUCUGAUGUGUAAUUGGUCUUUUUACCAUGUCAUCCAUAGUGUAGGACCAACAAGACAAAUAUAUUUUAUAAAAAAAAUAUUUGUCUUUGUUUUGGCGCUGAUAUUGCUAGAUGUUUGUAUCCAUGUAAACAUUCCAAAUACAAGAUUUCUCUUACUCAUCCUUAACCAAUUUGUGCUUAGUGUCCCGAAUCUUUUUUUUGUUUUACAUUUAAUUUUACAUUUCGUGGAUCCUCUUAACAUCAUUUGAAUCAUAGGUGGCUUUCAACACGUGAGAUGAUAGUGGUUUUUAAGCUUGCUACAUUUGAUCAUAAAUUGCGUCCACCUUAUAGCUUUAAGUAUUGUUCUAAGUAAUUCAUUUGAACUGUUUUUCAUGGUAGUUAGUGCACAAUGUAACUGAAGAGAUAUCUGAACAUAGUGAGCUUAUAUAUGGCUUAUUUACUGACCAAAAAGUGGCUCUAUAAACAUUAUGAAUAUCACACUAGGCAUUGAUUCGUUAGUUUAAAAGAAUAGGCUAAUCUAUAUUCGUCCACAUUAUAGUUCAAUAUACAUUGGGCUUUAUAUCAGAUUUUAUCAUUUUGCCGUCAGACUGAAAAGAAACCUUAGCAUUACAUAUACUUUUGUAUCAGAUUCAUUUGGAUAUGUGUAUUAUUUGUCGCUAGAUGAAGGAGAUAGAAGUAAAGGUAAUAUGUAAUUGUAUGAUAAAUAAACCAAAAACUGAAUCUUGGUUAACAGUUAGGGAUAAGAGGCAUGCAAAAUGUGAGUCAAAAUAGAUGGACAUAUAGCUUGAAUAGUUAUAGUGUAAAGCACGGGAAAGUUCAGUGCGGCAAAGAUAGCAUGUAAAAAAUCGUUUUUUUCUCUGUGAAGUUACAGCUGCAAAAUUAUAUAGUAAACUGUGCCAAUCUGUCAAUGUGCCCCUACCGUAAGGUAUGAAGAAGUACAACGUGUUUAUCAGAAGAAUCGAUAGAACGGAUAUAAUAGAGAAACACUUCGAAAUAAACAUCCGCACAUAGAAGUGGUAUUGGCUCCUGUCAUUUUCAUCACUGUAUUAGUGAGCAAUGCAAACCAGAUGUAGCAACUGAAAUCAGCAUACCAAUCAAAUCAAGUGGAUCUUCUCUAAUCCACUAGUUAAAUCGUCAUGACAUAUUUUUGGAAGUGCUCCUGCCACGAGGCCAAAUGCAAAAUCCUAAAAAUCAAGAGUAGCUGAUGCAUUACUCUAUGGUGAAGACGGUCAUACGCUUAAUAUGGCAGGAUAGCACCAUUUAAGCACCAUUUAAGUGUUGAAAAUCCGUCCUUAUGGCCAUUUAAUCUGCUUUAAAAAUUUUAAUUUAAUUUUUGAUAAAUAGGAUGUGUCUAUUGUCCCAAAACAUUUUCGCUCUAUAUUUUGUAUCAGGGCCCCGGAUGUUGAAAAUAAAAAAUUUUACCGAAUGGUCAUUAACUCAUUAAAGAUCUUAAUAUCAAUUUUUAUCUAAAUAUUUUCAUUGUAAAUCAUUUGGCAAAUAAUGGCUUAAUUUGAUGAUGUCACAAUCUGGUGUGAGUUGUCUAUCUUUUACUUACGAAUUCUCCAAGAUCUGUUAUUCUUGGUUAUUGUGUCCCCCAGCCUUGCAUAUUUUAACCACGAACUUGAAUUUUUCGUGGUAUGGAAGAGAAAUCCUUCACCUAGUUCAACGUCUAGUUCUUUUCCUACUAGAAAUGCAGCGCUUAUCUAGUAGGAUAAGCCAUCUCACAUAAAUCAACCGGUUUUAGACCUGGCCUGUGACUCGAUUCCUGGAAAUUUAAUAAGAUUAGUUAUUAUUAUUUUAUUUUUAUUGAUAUAAAACAUUUUAAACUUUCUUUUAAGGGAAUACAUAUAUGUAUCUUGAAUGUUACUCUAUACUAAUAGGCUUCACCUAAAACUUAUUUUAAUUUACCUGAAGUGUGCUUAAAGAUUCAGAGGAAAAUGUUUCAACUAAUUUUAAACAUCAAAUAUUCUAUAAGUUUCAGAAGAGAUCAAUGUUAUACUUAUCGUUGGAAUAACUAUCGGCGUACUGGUUGCUGUCAGCCUUGUGUGUCUUGUAAUUAUCGGGGUGAGAAUACACAGGAAGUUACACGAUGAAAGGUGAGGUAAACAGUUAUGAAUGUAUAUAGACUGUAAGCAGCCAAUGGGUAUGCAUUCUUUUGUUUUUCUCUGUUUUGUGUGUCCAGAAAUUGUUUAUCGAGGACUAAUAGGACGUUUUCACCAGCUAGGAUAACAAUAUGUGUGUAACCUUCAUCAUCCAUCAGAUCAAGUGUUCCAAUUGGCAUGUGCCCUCAGGCCUGUGUCCAUGGUGAAGAAUUUACAAUAUUUAACCAGUUGUUCUGUGUGGGUAUAUGGUGUGUAGUUGUAGUCUGAUAUUUUUAGUAGAUGGUUUAUGUUUAAGUCUAGAAGUGUUCGGCAAGAAUAAAAGGUAAUAUAUUAUCGUCUCAUUUGGAUGUUUGCAGAGUAUGGCACAUUUAAUAUUUUCGCUAGUUUUUUUCCCUAAAGGUCGGAAUUAGUUAUAUGUGUCUUGUGUGCAGGUGAAAUAUUAUGACGUGUUCUCGUCUGAUAGGGAAUUAAUUAAAAAUAGAAAUAUGGUAGAACUCAGUGAUGCCCUUCUUCCAGGACAAAUUUUGAUGAAGUGGCCACAACUUCCAGGAAACACUUUGAUUAGGCGGCAACUUCUUACAGGACACACUUUCAUCAGAUGGUCCCUACUUCCAGGACACACUUUGAUGAGUUGGCAACUUCUUACACGACACACUUUGUAAAGGUGGCCACUACCUCCAGGGCAUACAUACUAUGAUGAGGUGGCCACUACUACAGGGACACAUUUUGAUGAGGUGGCAACUACUUCCAAUACACACUUUAAUGAGGUGAUCACUUUUUCCAAGUCGCACGUUGAAUAGGUUGCGUUUAAAAGAAAUGAUCACGAUUAGUAAGAAGCAAAUAACAACAUUUGUACAUCUUGCUAUGAAUACCUUCAUUGUGUAACGUCCAGUGUAAGCAUUUCAAACACACUCUGCAAUAGAGACAUUAUGCCGUUUUGUGGUUUUGUCUUGGAAACAAUUUCGGGUCCUUUGGCUUAGGCGGAAGAGUUGAUCAUAAGUAAGCUGUCCAGCUUUGAAGCCAUCUUGUUGUUUAUUGAGUAUGUCAGUUGUUUCUGCACAGCAAUAGAUGCGAUCGUUCAUCAUUCUUUCUCAACGUUGUCCAAUGCAGGAGGCCGAGGAUGAAAUAUCUUGUGAAAAAAAAAAAACUUUUGUGAUAAAACCUUUCUAGUCGUGUGAUUUUUCACAAACUUGCGGGACAUUGAAACCAUGUGAUUGAGUUUGUCCCUUUGCGUAUUUUUCAAAGCUUGCCCUAAGUGCUGUCAACCAACGUCGCCUUGGGUUUUGCCAAACAAUACGGCCAUUCAUAGUCUUAAUGUUUUCAUCAUGACGGUUAUUACUCCUUUUGUCUGUGGCUUUCCAUCCCAUCAAGAUCUAGAAGAUGCAUACAACAUGUCUCAACAUGGCAAUCUGGCGCUGGGAGUCAAAGUUUACAAUUUGGAAGUCUUUAGUGUUGUACCAUGGCUCAGUCACGUGGUCCAGGCAUGAUUCAAUAUUUUCCCAUUCCCCGCCACACACUUUCUCCUGGCACUCCACACAAAUUUGUAGUUUUAUGCCAUUUGUGUACCAGACUAAGCAUGGUCACGUACUGGGUCAAUUGUGCCUGUGCGAGUACGUUCCUGAUCUAAUAGAUAGACAGGAUCCACCAGAUAUGACUGGUCAAUCGUGUACGUCCAUGACGAGCCAGCUUUUGGUUCAGACACAGAUUAGUUAUUGAAAGAAGUAGAAUAAAGACGAAGAGGAGAAAACUACCCUAGUAGGAGUAGGGGCAGAUUUAGUGUAACAUGUCAUGUUUUACUUUUUGCCAUUUGAAAUGGUGUGGGGGGGGGGUGUGUUCAAACAGAAUAUUUAUUAUUAUUUUGGCAAUUUUUCUAUUCAUAAAAUGCUCAAUGUUGCAGCCUGAGAGAUGUGAGAGUAUUUUCACUUCUACAAAUAUGCGUAAGUUGCUAAUUCAACUUUUAAAAGAUGACAUUUUAGAGAGAGCCAUCUACUAUGCAAAGACACUUGAAAUCAAAUAAAGCUAACGUCAAGACUAAAAAGGGGAACGUUUUUGAGACAAAGCGCAAAGCUGUAACACAAAGACGUACCAAAGCUGCUCGCUCCAGAGUUCUUCUACACCCGGGCUAACAUGUUCUUGUGCACUCGGACUUCAUAAUGUUCUUGUAUACCCUGACUACAUAAUUUUCUGCAUACGCUGACUACAUAAUGUUCUUAAUUCCCUUCGGUAACUAAUGGCAUUUAAUUCGACCAGUUUAAUUGGUGCGAGGUUGCUUUCAAUGAAAAAGUUGCGAGCUCAUAAAAAAAAAUUUCAUAAUUAAAAAGUGUACUUGUAUCCUUUCCUCAUCCCAAAUACAGUAUCACUGGCAAGUCUAUGUCGCAAAGUUCUGGAAUGAAGUCAUUAGAGAAGAGAAGAGAAGAGAAUGAGAAGAGAAGUGAAAACCCAGGCAAUGUGUACAAUCCACUUGCAUUGACCUCACCAGCACGAGAAAACAAUAA